Molecule: messenger RNA, 1686 nt
Organism: Lizanozyma spartinae
Lineage: Eukaryota; Fungi; Ascomycota; Pichiomycetes; Serinales; Debaryomycetaceae
Exons: 1
Coding region: 1-1686 (561 amino acids)
Source: RefSeq, a predicted model, not a curated record
AUGACCGAUCCACUGAUAGCAGAAGACAACGUUUCUGAUGAUUAUGAAGAUGUUAAGAAGAUUAACACGGAAAUUGCUAUGAGUGAUAGGGCUAACGAAAUUGCAGCUAGUGAAAGUGGGAUGGGUAGUUCAUUUGGUGAUAGCCAUGAUGUCAGUAAUAUUGAGCCAAGCAUUGCUAAUCCUCAACAUCAGCACGAGCAUCAGCAGCUGCAUGAGUCUGAACAUCCUCCUCAGCAUGGACUGGAUGAAGACAUUGAUCUUCAAGGUGAUAAAGAACCUGUUAAUGACUUAGUACAUGUAGCUGAGGCCAAUGAACAUGAUAAUGCUCCAGGUGAGAAUGAAGAUCCCCUGCUUGCUGAUACUGGUGACAAAGGUGAUAUUAAUGAGGCCAUUAUCAAAUCACUGUUGUUAACUGUGCAUCGGUCUUAUAUGGAAGCUGCAGCUGCCAAUUCUGGAGUACUUGAACACCAUUCACCUAACUCUACCACUCCAAAGGAACGCAAUAGUCAUUUGGAUGCCUACAAUGCAGCUCACAAACCUAUUGCAAACAUGUUUAUUCCUGGUCAUGUGUUGGCUAAACAUAACAGUCGGACUAAGUUAACUACUGAUGACAUUCAACUUAUAUUAUUUUUAAUAGUACAAGUUAAACCAUUUAAAUACGUGGGAGAUCGUUCUUUAAGUCAAACCAAAAAAUGGCUGAUAAUUCAAGAAAGAUUUGAACAAAUCAAAAAGAAGCAAUUUGGUACAAACAAAAGCGUUUUGGUUCCCACAGUAAGAACGUUACAAAGACAAUUGGCAUCAGCCGUAACUAGAGGACAAGAAAGAGUAAGUACAUCUAUGAGUGUAUCAUAUAUUGUCAAUCACACUGCCAAAAUUAUUAAAGAUCUUGAUCGUUAUUCAUCGUUGAGUGAAAUGGAAUUCGUAUUGGCAGCGUUGAAUUUAUUAAGUGAUAAAAUCAAACAUGGGGAAUAUUCGAAUGCUCCUGUUGAAUUUUCAAUGGUGCAACCUUAUAGCUCAUUGGAUACCAAUGGAUCGAUACUGAAAAGGACUACGGUACCUCCAAGCUUAUUAUCAUCAAAGAUACCAUCUUUAUCACAAUAUUCCAAAGAGGGCUCAACAGAAAUAUCAAAUGGUCAACAGACAUCAUCUCAAGUAUCGACUUUAGAUGCAGCUUCGGUAUUGGCUUCAACUGCGGUGCAAGAAGUUAUGAACUCAGUUGAGCCAGCUAAUAGGGAUGUCCCUGUUGAUAUUGUUUCACCUGAACUACAUGGUACUCAAUCCUCUGGAGUCGAUGAGAUCUCUUUAACAAAGACAUUAAAUGAUUUAAACCAUUUCAGACAUGGAGUUGAAGAUAUUCUUGUGAAGAUUUCCGAAGGAAGUGAUUUAGAGAAAUAUCUUGUAAGAGCAGUGCCAAUAAUUAAGAAUGUAUUAGCACACCUGGAAAAAUUCCGUGAUUUACACAAGAGAGAAGUUGAGAGAAUUGAAAGAGAAGCAGAGCAAGCUAUUGAAGCUGCUCGAGAAAAGCGUGAUAUUCUUCUUUUGGCAACCAAACAGACAAAACUUAAUCAAAAUCAAGUAAAUGAACAAUUUGUUAGACGGUUACUUGAUGUGAUUCCUGAAGAUCAAGAAAAGAUUCCUGAUCUUGUUGCAACUCUUGAAGAAAUCGCUAAUGUUUGUCAACAAUAA